Molecule: messenger RNA, 1971 nt
Organism: Dermatophagoides pteronyssinus (European house dust mite)
Lineage: Eukaryota; Metazoa; Arthropoda; Arachnida; Sarcoptiformes; Pyroglyphidae
Product: WD repeat-containing and planar cell polarity effector protein fritz homolog
Biological process (GO): nervous system development; establishment of protein localization; cilium organization
Cellular component (GO): axonemal basal plate
Molecular function (GO): protein binding
Source: RefSeq, a predicted model, not a curated record
UUGUUUUUGUUGUUGUUGUUGUUGUUGUCAGUGUCGAACGAUGAGCCAGUGAUGGUGAAUUCAUCAGGUGUUAUUAUUGUUCAGUGUAGAAAUAAUCAUGCCUAAAGGAUCAUCAUUUGAAUUAUCAUCAUUAUUAUCCAGAUGUUUAUUAAAUGGAUAUCAACCGAAUAUUGAUCGAUUAAAAUCAUAUCAAAUACAGAAAAUUCGACGAAGAUUAAAAUUAUUAGAACAUUAUCUAAUUAAUUAUAGUGUUUGUCAUUUGAAAUGGUUUGAAAGAUUACCAAAUGGAUUUCGUGGCAUUGUUUUUGCAUUCAAUCAUGGCCUUAUAUCAUCAAUAUGUUUUGAUUCGGAUUAUCAAUCAAUCAUCUAUGUUGGUCAUGAUCACAUUGUACCGAAUAAAUUAUCAUCAAAACGAAUUUCAAGUAUUGAAAUGACCGAUAAUGCAGUGAUCAUAGCAUUUGUUGAGCCAUUUAUCGCUAUGAUCGAAUUUGAUGAUUCGAUUGAUUUAGGUCCGAAAUUAAAAUUUAAGAAUAAUUAUCGUUUAAAACAUUUAGAACAAUUGGGUGGCCAUAAUAAUGGUCGUGGUAUGGCAAAACGUAAUAUAGCCAUAUGUGAAUCUGUAAAUUUGGCAUUAUUAUGGUCGAAUCGAAUGCCACAUCGACCGAUCAACAAAUUGUUGCCCAUCACACCAACUGUUCGACAAACACAACAACAAAUAGAAAAAAAUCUUGCCUUAUUAACUUUGGAUGACUUUCGACUGAUCGAAUUCGAUCAUUCAAUUAAUGGUGAAAUUUUACAGGCCGAUUUCGUUACAAAUGAUCGUGGUAAAUUUGGUGUUUUACAUAAACAAAAAACAUCCGUUUAUAACCUAACUUAUUCAUUGUUUGAAUUUAUCGAACCAAACGGUGAUAAUGUUGUUCCUAAUGACUGUGGUCCGAUUAAAUUGUUGUUCGAGAUUGGUAUACCAUUGGAAAAACUUUGUUUCGGUGCGGAAUUUACUAGAUUACAGGAUAAAAUCCUAUUGCUAUGUGAUGAUGAAUCCGUUAUGUUAUUCAAUAUUGAACAGAAUGUUCUUUAUGCAUUAAAUUCAAGUAAACCAAUCUGUCAUAUGGCUAUGUAUCCAUUGGAUUCAUUAUUCGUUACAUGCGAUCCUAAUGGUUCAAUAUCGUUCUAUGAUAUUGCUUUCCAGAAUAUUAUACACUCCAGAAAUUCAAUAUCGAACGAUUGUCAUCCAAAUUCUAACAUGUCCGUCAAACGAUUACAAUUCCUAUCGGCUGAUAUACUUGUCGUAUUGAUGGUGGAAAAUCGUCGUCAAGAUUCAAUCGAUACAAUCGGUCAUUCACAACAGCCAAUAUCAUCGAUUUUACGAACAAAAGAUUCGAUAAAUCAUCAUAUGACUACCACCUGUUGCAUGAAAUUAUAUCAUCUACCUUAUCGUUUAUCAUUCAAACAUCUUAUCAAUGAAUAUCUUUAUCGAAAACAAUAUGAAGAAUCAUUAAAUGUUCUUCGUACAAUCAAUUGGAAUUGUUCCAGUGAACAAGCAUACCAUUGUUUGCAUAUAAUAUUUCAACAUCUAAUCACUGCACCAUUAUCAUCCGUUCCCAAUGGAGAUGUUGAAAAAACAAUCGAUAAAUACAUUGAAUCAACAUUGGCCACAUUUUUAUUACCGAUGACACCGAUUGAUUAUAAAAUUUUCGAACAAAUUCUACCCGAUAUUCGUCAAUUGGCAAUUCGAUUUUUUUAUCAUCUUGUACGUAAUGGUUCAUUUGAAAAAGCAUAUCAAUUAGGUAUUGAACUUAAAUCAACACGAUUAUUUCUAUUGUUGGCACAAUUAUCACGAAUGAAUGGUCAACUGGAAUUGUCGAAUAAAUCUCAUGAACAGGCACGAAAAUUAUUGAAUUGAAUCAAAUUUGAUUCAUUUUUUAAAAAGAAAAACCGACAAUAGAUGGUGCUUUUUUUCGUAAAUUCAGU